AUGGGUUUUGGAGCCCUAAGAUCCAUUCUCCAGCCAGUAUCAAGGAUCCUUUUACCCGUCUCUCAUUUAUCCCCAGCGUCGAAAAACCUCUCCACUCUCACUGCCCCGGAGCUCCGCCACCUAUCCGCCCCCCUCCGCCGCAACACACCGUGGUGUACGCCUUGCAGCGCAUUCCACAGCCUUACGGAUACCAGGUACCCCAAACGGAGACCCAGCGACCAUCCCCGCCGCAAAAGGGCCAGCUUGAAACCUCCAGGUCCAUAUGCCUGGGUAAAAUGUGUGCCUGGGGAACCUAUACUUCCAAACCAACCAAAUGAAGGAAGUGUGAAGAGGAGGAAUGAGAAGAAAAGAAUCAAGCAGCAUCGCCAAUUUAUAAUGUCUGAAAAAAGGAAGCGAAAAGCUCAAAUGCAGGAGGCUAGAAAGAAAAAAUUAAUGAAAAGGGUGGAACGAAAGAUGGCUGCCGUUGCAAGGGAAAGAGCCUGGGCUGAAAGAUUGGUUGAGCUGAAAAGAAUCGAGGAGGAGAAGAAGAAAUCAGUUGCAGCAUGA
Molecule: messenger RNA, 546 nt
Organism: Striga hermonthica
Lineage: Eukaryota; Viridiplantae; Streptophyta; Magnoliopsida; Lamiales; Orobanchaceae
Source: the annotation of a GenBank genome assembly